UUCAACUCAUCGGUAAUAUCGCUCACUUCACAGUCGUGACCAGAAGAACGAGCCGAGCUAACGUAUCGGAAACGUUAUAAUACCAGUGCAGUCAAAGCAGCCAACGGCUGUCGACCAAGGAAAAGCGAAAAUACCAGUAUAUCUAUUGAUACCUGUUUAUCAACUAUAAAAGUAAUAUUGUGAGUUGAUGUAAAGCUAGCCAGGGUAGAUCGCCGUACACUACAGCUAAUUGCUAUAUGCUAGUUAGCAUCACGUAGCUAGCCUUUGCUCUAUCUUCGACAACCGGUCCCUACGCACUAGCAGAAUGGCCUUAAAACGAAUUCACAAGGAGCUGAACGACCUGGGCAGGGACCCUCCUGCACAGUGUUCCGCUGGCCCGGUUGGAGACGACAUGUUUCAUUGGCAAGCUACAAUUAUGGGGCCUAAUGACAGCCCAUACCAAGGUGGUGUUUUUUUCCUGACUAUUCACUUCCCCACAGACUAUCCCUUCAAACCACCUAAGCUUGCGUUCACCACAAGAAUUUAUCACCCAAAUAUUAACAGUAACGGCAGCAUCUGCCUGGAUAUUUUGAGAUCACAGUGGUCUCCAGCAUUAACUAUCUCUAAAGUACUUUUGUCCAUUUGUUCACUCUUAUGUGACCCCAACCCUGACGACCCGUUAGUGCCAGAGAUCGCCCGUAUCUACAAAACAGAUACGGAAAAGUAUAAUAGACUAGCGAGAGAAUGGACAGAAAAGUACGCUAUGCUUUAGGGUACAACAGAAUAGCCCGGGAAUGGACUCAGAAGUACGCCAUGUGAUAAUCGGUCAUGGUCGUAUCAACUUGCAUUAUAGCUGGGAAAAAACUAUAAAUUACUGUUUUUUGUUUUUUUUGCCCAUUCGGCCGCAACCCCUUACCAUCAGCAAAUAACAGUAAUUGAUUCUUUGUUUUGCCCCCCUAAAUGUAUUCACAUCCUCUUAACAAGGACAAAUGUCUCCAAUAGCCCUUUUUUUCCCCUUUACAAAAUAUGCCAAUUGCUCUGAACUCUCAGUGAAGCAUGUCUGUAUAAAGCCAACCACAGCCACUUUGUGAAGAGCUCUUGAUUGCUCUGAAUUCACGCAGGAGGUGCCAACUAAAAAUAAAGAUUCUCAAUGCCACCAUUUCUUUAUUGAGAGAAUCAACAUGGUUCAAUCACACUUUUCCAAUAGCAUUAGAGAACUGAUGUCUGUGAAUAUCAUACACUUAAUCUUAAAGUUAAGAUUCGCCUAUUUUGAAUGUUCUAAUGAUUCCCGGGUCAUUCCAUGUGUAUCUGAGCUACCGUUCCAUCAGGCAGAAAUACAGCCGGUGCAAAACCUGUCAUACCGGCCUGAUUGAACGGCAAUAGCUCAGAUACACAUGGAAUGACGCAGGAAUCGAUAGAUCAGAGAUGCACAAAAACUUUAACAUUCAAAAUGGGUGAAUCUUAACUGUUUUGAAUGGAGAAUUGCUGAAGUAAAUAAGAAAUAUUUUAUGCAUGUUAAUAAGAUAAAUAAUUGGUUUGUGCUGCUGAGAAUGGAUUGAGAGCAAAUGUGUUCACUUUGAUAUUUUGUUACUUUUUGUUCUUAGAAUGUGGAGCCAUUAGUUAAUCAUCAUCCAUAACACUGUUCUCUUUUGCACUGAAUACGUUAUUCAAAGUUCUCAAUGGCUGACCGAUCAACUAAUAGCUCUGCUAUUUAAUGGCUACUUUUUUUUUUCUCAAUAAAGUUGAACAAAACUA
Messenger RNA from Oncorhynchus kisutch (coho salmon), 1734 nucleotides. Its product is annotated as ubiquitin-conjugating enzyme E2 D2-like. The record is from RefSeq and is a predicted model, not a curated record. The coding region runs from base 305 to 751 and encodes 148 amino acids. Lineage: Eukaryota; Metazoa; Chordata; Actinopteri; Salmoniformes; Salmonidae. The transcript is spliced from 8 exons.